UCUCCGAUUCAUGAUUUUCUCAGAAGCCUCUAUCAGAAAGCUAGGGUCACUGCUAUCGGCGACUGAAGCAAAACAUCGCCUGUAGUAUUACUGCAAAUCGCAGACGAAAGGACUUUCUUGGUAUUGAUGGCAUCCAAGAUUCAGCAACUGCAAUCUAAGGCAUGUCAAGCUUCACAGUUUCUUGCUAAGCAUGGUACUGGCUACUACAAACAGUUGCUGGAGCAGAACAAACAGUAUAUUGUGGAGCCACCCACUGUUGAAAAAUGCAAUGAAUUGUCCAAGCAGUUGCUCUACACUCGCCUUGCCAGCAUCCCUGGCCGUUAUGAGUCAUUUUGGAAGGAAGUCGAUUCUGUGAAGCACAUGUGGAGGAAUAGAAAGGAAUUGAAGGUUGAAGAUGCAGGCAUUGCUGCUUU
Messenger RNA from Nicotiana tabacum (common tobacco), 413 nucleotides. RefSeq lists its product as uncharacterized. Gene Ontology annotation, molecular function: proton transmembrane transporter activity. The record is from RefSeq and is a predicted model, not a curated record. Gene Ontology annotation, biological process: proton motive force-driven ATP synthesis. NCBI's taxonomy places the organism in Eukaryota, Viridiplantae, Streptophyta, Magnoliopsida, Solanales, Solanaceae.